This is a messenger RNA of Aureobasidium pullulans EXF-150, 1125 nucleotides long. Its product is annotated as tetratricopeptide. The transcript is spliced from 2 exons. Gene Ontology annotation, biological process: post-translational protein targeting to endoplasmic reticulum membrane. The record is from RefSeq and is a predicted model, not a curated record. Gene Ontology annotation, molecular function: molecular adaptor activity; protein binding. Gene Ontology annotation, cellular component: TRC complex; membrane. The coding region runs from base 1 to 1125 and encodes 374 amino acids. Lineage: Eukaryota; Fungi; Ascomycota; Dothideomycetes; Dothideales; Saccotheciaceae.
AUGUCUGACUCAAGAAAAAAGCUGGCUCUGGCCAUUAUCGACUUCCUCAACACCUCCCUCAAGGACGGCACCCUGCAAUCAGAUGACGCCGAAUCUAUCGAGAUCGCAACCUCCUGCAUCGCUGAAGCUUUCCAUGUCGAUGCCAAUGACAAGACCGCCAUGACCGCUGCUCUGGGAGGUCAGAACCUCCUCAGUAUUUACGGUGUCUAUGAGAAGCUGAAGGGCAAGAGCACUGCCAGCACCGAAGGCCCCAGCAGCGCUCAGGAAGGCCGCCCUGCCACCCCCACCGGUUCCACCAAGGGCGCCAACGAGAAGUCGAACGCUCCUACCAGUGAAUCCGAGUCGCUCAAGGCUCAGGGCAACGCCGCCAUGCAGAAGAAGGACUACGCUACCGCCAUCGACUACUACACCAAGGCUCUUGAGAUCGCCCCUUUGAACACCAUCUACCUCUCGAACCGUGCCGCUGCCUACUCUGGUGCUAGCCAGCACGAAUUCGCCAAGAACGACGCUGAGCUCGCUACUGCUGCCGACCCCAAGUACACCAAGGCCUGGAGCAGACUUGGGCUCGCCCGCUUCGCUCUCGGAGAUGCCCAGGGAAGCAUGGAAGCUUACAAGGCCGGCAUUGACGCUGAAGGCAAUGGAGGUAGCGAUGCUAUGAAGCGUGGCUACGAGACUGCCAAGAGAAGAGUCGAAGAGGAGGGCGGUCUCACUGAGGAAUCUUCCCGUGGUGCCCCUGGCGGUGGUGCUGGCGGUAUGCCUGACCUCUCGGCUCUCGCUGGCAUGUUCGGUGGUGGUGGUGCAGGAGGUGCUGGCGGUCAGGGUGGCGGCAUGCCCGACUUUGCUAGUCUGAUGCAGAACCCCAUGAUGCAGCAGAUGGCCCAGAACCUUAUGAAGGAUCCCAACAUGAUGAACAACCUCAUGAGCAACCCUCGUGUGAGAGAGAUGGCCGACAGAUUUGGUGGCGGUGGUGCCGGUGGUGCCGGCGGUGCUGGCGGUGCCGGUGGCCAAGGUGGUGGCAUGCCCGAUCUUUCGUCUUUGAUGAACGACCCCAGCAUUGCUGAGAUGGCAAAGAACUUCAUGGGAGGUGCUGGCGGUGCCGGCGGCGCAGGCCGUGGUGGCAGAUAA